Molecule: messenger RNA, 3793 nt
Organism: Carassius gibelio (silver crucian carp)
Lineage: Eukaryota; Metazoa; Chordata; Actinopteri; Cypriniformes; Cyprinidae
Product: thyroid receptor-interacting protein 6
Exons: 10
Coding region: 371-2170 (599 amino acids)
Biological process (GO): positive regulation of non-canonical NF-kappaB signal transduction
Source: RefSeq, a predicted model, not a curated record
ACACCAACAGAGAACUAAAAAGUAGUUCACAAGUGUAUUAGGUCAGCCACAAAACUAAAGCGAACACAACUUGCUGAUAGUGUUUACUCACAGCGUGUGAGAGUGUUGCUUUUUAGAAGAACAAAUCUCGUUUAAAUCAGCCGAGGCGACUUGCAGUAUUCGCAAUAUCUAACAAACAAAUAAACAGUGUAAACUGUAUUUAUUGUUGCUCACCGAUAAAGUGAAUGAUCGGUUAUAUUUUAUUUAAUGCAUAGAUAGUUUAUUUAUAAUGCUUAACAGUUUCAUUAAUAUAUACUACUUAGAGGUGCACGGGGCAUCUGGGACUACAUGAACUGAACUUUACAAAUGAAACCCCAUAGAAAUAUCAGCUAUGGACGCAGAGGCAGAUGCUCGGUUGACUGGUAGUCUGUGGGGUUUUCAAAAGAAGACUGGUAUGUCUGGCCCCAACUGGAUGCCUCCAAGAACGCUGGGUAGCCCAGAUAGAGCCACAACACCAAUGUCACACUCUGGCCACGCUGGCCCCGCUCUCUACAGACCUCCCAAGAAAGGUCUACCCGACCAGAGGCCCAAAUAUAACAUGUAUGACCAAAAUGGUGGAACAGGAGGAAAUAGCAUGCCUGUAAGAUAUAUGGCUACUGGACCUUCAGGUGUAACCAUGCAACACCAGCAUCAAGAUGAUCGCUCAGGGUCUACUACCUACCACCCCUUGUCUACACAAUCAGGAGACCGAUACUAUGCUCUAGGCCAGGGACCUAAAGAAGAACGCCACACAUGGAAGCCCCACAUGGCCAGCCAUGAACUUCAUAAUCUGGGAUCAGAGAAGCACAUCUCUAAUAUUGAUGCAGAGAUAGACUCUCUUACGUGCAUGCUGGCUGACCUGGACAGUCACCCUCAGAACUCAAGCACACAGUUGUAUGACAAUGUGCCUUACAGCAAGCACCUCCCUAGUGACCGCUAUAACCCUCCCAACCAGAUGGGGGCUCCACCACCAAGCAGACAAUCAAUGGGCUACCCCCCUCCACUCCAAAACCAGUACCACCCCGCCCCACCUUACACCUCUACACCUCAGCCAGACUAUGUUUACUCCUCUGUUGCCUCUUCCGUCCACAAACCUUAUCCACAACCAGUGCCUGCCUCCUAUACCACUGCCUCCACCCCAACCGGUCCACGUUUCACAGUACAGGUGAAAACGGCUCAACCCGUCACCUAUUCUCAGAGCGGACGGCAGGCAGAGCAAGCUUACACCCCUCCACCACCCAGCCAGCAUGCGUCUUACCCCCCUCAGCAAGAACGGCCACAUUAUGAGACGCAGGGACAGCGCUGGUACCCAGCACCACCACCUCCUGCACAAGAACCUCAUGGAGAUCCAGCUGCCUAUAAGGGGGGGUCAGGAAAUAUGUCCGGAGGGCGAGCCGGCCAGGGACCACCAGUGAAGAAGAGUCAAGACCAAGUGUCAGCGUAUCAGUCUAACAAGCAGGGGGCAGCACCACACCCAGAGGAAGAGUUGGAACGACUCACCAAGAAGUUAGUGUAUGACAUGAAUCAUCCCCCUACUGAGGAAUAUUUUGGUCGAUGUGCUCGGUGUGGGGAUAAUGUUUUGGGAGAUGGCAGUGGCUGUAUUGCCAUGGAGCAGGUGUUUCACGUGGAGUGUUUCACCUGUAUCACCUGUCAUGCCCGUCUGAGAGGCCAGCCGUUCUAUGCACUAGACAGGAAGAGCUACUGCGAGAGCUGCUAUAUAAGCACACUUGAGCGUUGUUCGAAAUGCUCAGAGCCCAUCCUGGACCGGAUCUUGAGGGCGAUGGGAAAGGCUUACCACCCUCGCUGUUUCACAUGUGUGGUUUGCGGCUGUUGCUUAGAUGGAGUGCCUUUUACUGUGGAUGCCACAUCUCAGAUCCACUGUAUUGAUGACUUUCACAGGAAGUUUGCUCCCCGCUGCUCGGUAUGCAGCCAGCCCAUAAUGCCAGAGCCUGGGCAGGAGGAAACCGUGAGGAUCGUUGCACUGGAUCGCAGUUUCCAUGUUAACUGCUACGUAUGUGAGGACUGUGGUCUUCUCCUCUCUUCAGAGGGCGAGGGCAGAGGCUGCUAUCCCCUGGACGGACACAUCCUGUGCAAGAGCUGCAGCGCCCGUCGCAUCCAAGAUCUUUCUGCCAAAAUCUCCACCGACUGCUAACGCCCUCGUCCCAUCACUCUGUGCCCUUUCUCUCCUUCAUGCUUAUUUUUCGGAAUGUACCACCAUCUAAACAUCCACCACCUGGGAUUUCUUUCUCAUCCUUGACUUUACGUGUUGAUCGCACAAAUAAUAUGAAGUCGUCCCUCUCAGGGUAGCAUAGAGCUGAGGAGAAAAAUAUAGCUCUUGUGCUUAGGGUAGUUUUACUGGAAAGCUGUUUCCUCAAGAAUAUAGAAAAACAGGUGGUGAAUGAAGUAUGAUUGUUAUUGUGUAUAAUGUGAGUCUUGUAAACAGGGUGCAUUUCUUCCUUUGGAGAAACAGUCACUUUUACAACACUUAAAAUAAUAACCUUUAAUGGAAAUACAGUAACAAUGACAGUUUUCUCAAUGCCCCAAUUCUGCUGGCAGUUGGGGUCAAUUCAUAUUGUCUCCAUUCACAUCAUCUCUGUUCUUUUAUCCUCUCAAAAAACAAAAACGUGUUGUCAGCGGAUAUCCAGUGUUCAUUUUAAUACUUGAAAUCAUGAAUGUUGAAGGAUAUUAUUACUGUAUUACGUUUACUAGCUUGAUAUCGGUUAAUUAUCAUUGUGUUCAUCAUGAUGCGAUGAUAGUUCUGGUAAAAAGGUGGGAAAAGUUAAACACGGGCAGCUGUUUGGUUCUGAUUUCCCUUCAGUAUCUAGAUGGUUUAUGCUGAUUUCUGAAACUCUUACAAGAGACGUGUUGUCAGAUAAUAAAGGGUCAGUGUAUUUAAUGACCGCUUCAAUGAAGGAAAUCUUUUGGCAGGUGUGUGUUGGAUCAAAGUGCUUGGUUUCAUUCUAAAGCUUAGUAGCUGCUGUCAGGUUAUUUGAGAUUUUUGCUAUGUUCGGUGGUUUGGUUUUGGCAGCAGAGUGCAUCAUUUUCAAUGAGUUUGAAAAGUGAGAGAAAUAGAGAGUGAUUAGUGAAAGAAAUCCACUAGGCUAGAUGAAACCGAACUCAUAACAUCAAGGAACUUUGUUGCAAUUUUGACUAACAGAAUGUAAAUGGUCAAGUAUGAAGGUUAGGAGGAGGUAAAGCACAUACUAGAGAUAUUACUUUCAGAUUGUUACGCGGAGAUUGUUACUGAUUGGGUAUUUGUUUUUUUUACAUCUUUUCUGUAUUUUCUUUAUAUUCUGUCAAAAUGCAUUUUUAAUGGUCUGGUAUUUGAAUAAUGUCUAAUAGCAAGCAUUAGUUGCUUAAUGCUGUUAUAUAAAAAGGUUUCAAAUAAGGUGUUUAUUGUUUGAUGCAAAAUAAUUAAGUGCUGGGGUUUGAGUUUGAUGAAUGAUGCAAUUAUCUAGAAACUAAAAGCAUAAAGUGGCUCAGAUGGUUGCAUGCUUUAUUUAUUGAUUUGUCUGGAAUAGUUUGUAAGAUUAUUCCAAUAGUGUCCAUCUGGUCAAUUUGCUGCCAAAAAACUUUUUCUAAACCCGUCAUUGCAGAUGAUUGCUAAUUGAUAAACUGCCCUGGAACUGCACAUUCUGUUUUAAUGGCUGAUUUACUUUGUGAGCUGCCAGUUUAUUUCAGGGCACGGUUGGAUGAGAUCGCUUUUUUUCCUCUGAUGUUGAUUGUAGGGAGAGAAAAAGGUCAGUUUUAUAAAUUCAUCUGUUUUUACUGCAAA